AUGCGACGAUGCGCGCGACGCGCGCUCGAGCGCGCGACGCGCGCGGCGACGGCGACGACGCGUCGAGGACGCGCGUCGUCGUCGGGCGACGCGCCGUCGAAGGCGACGAAGGCGACGACGACGACGCGCGACGACGGCGGGACGGAGAAUCCGCUGCGCGGGGUGAUGUUCCCGUGGGAGCGCGCGGUGCUGCACAGCGAGCGCUGGGCGGGGGAGCUGAAGCCGUGGCAGAAGGCGUACUGGGCGGCGUUCGCGCUGGGGUGCGCGUUCGUCGUCGGCGCGCGGGCGAAGCGGUAUCACGACGAUCAGGAGAGCGAAGAAGCGCGACGGCGAACGAUGGAGGCGAAUAAACGCGCGCUGCGGGGCGCGCUCGAGGGGAGGAGUUUCAUCGGCGCGAGCGGGGAGGACGAGGAGGACGAGGACGAAGACCCGUUCGAUGGGAUGAGCCCGGAGGAAAUCGAGGCGUUGGUGAAACGAGAGGCGGGACCGAGCGGGGACGUGUACGACGGGAUGACGCCGGAGGAGAUUAACGAGCACGAGGAAAAGUUUCGCGGGAAGGGAAAUUUGACGUGGAAGACGAAGGCGUGA
Messenger RNA from Ostreococcus lucimarinus CCE9901, 588 nucleotides. RefSeq lists its product with no specific name. The record is from RefSeq and is a predicted model, not a curated record. The coding region runs from base 1 to 588 and encodes 195 amino acids. The transcript has a single exon. NCBI's taxonomy places the organism in Eukaryota, Viridiplantae, Chlorophyta, Mamiellophyceae, Mamiellales, Bathycoccaceae.